CCGUCGUCAUGUGGGAGUUUGUGAUCAAGGUUCAUGUGGGUGGUUGGGCUAGCGCAAGAUCCGGAAAUGGUUGCGCUGACUCGUUCUCGAGAUCGUCGUAGCGUGCUGAUAGGUUCAAGGUUCGGCUAUGUGUGACUUCAUGAGUCACCCGAGCUUUAGAGGAACGGCGAGCGUGUUGAUGAAGUAUGGUGCCGUGUGCGAAAUGACUUUGGGUUGAUUACUGGCAGAAUAUGACAAGGACUUGAUUCUGUUCUAAAUUUAUGAGCCGCGUGUGGCUUUGAUGUUGAUUGCGUUUUGAGAUGUUUGCGUGCUGUACUUUUGGCUGUAGAUACGGCGAGGGAUGUGGGUGCAUUACGAUCGCCAUUCCAUACUUUUCGCUCUUCUGUUUAGAUUUAGUGUGAAUUCGUGCGGGCACAUUCAAGUUGCAGAUAUGCUGUUGGUUUAUGGAAACAUGGCCGGGGAUCCUGUCAACGUGAAUGAGUAUCAAGAAUUGGCUCGGCAAGCCCUUCCGAAAAUGUACUAUGAUUUUUUUGCAGGUGGAGCGGAAGACCAGUAUACACUUAAAGAAAAUGUGGAAGCAUUUCGCAGAAUAACGUUUAGGCCGAGAAUCCUCAUUGAUGUGAGCAAAAUUAGUUUGUCGACUACUAUAUUGGGCUAUAACGUUGCUGCACCCAUUAUGAUUGCUCCAACUGCUGUGCAUAAGUUAGCACAUCCUGAAGGAGAGGUUGCUACCGCAAGAGCAGCUGCUGCAUGUAAUGUCAUCAUGAUUCUUUCAUAUAUGUCUAUGUGCACUGUGGAAGAGGUCGCGUCCAGCUGUGAUGCCAUUCGAUUUUUUCAAAUAUAUGUAUACAAGAGACGGGAUAUUACAGCUCAGCUUGUACAAAGAGCUGAAAGAAGUGGAUACAAAGCAAUUGUUCUUACUGUCGAUGUUCCCAGACUUGGCAGAAGGGAGGCAGACAUAAAGAACAAAAUGGUAGCGCCUCAGUUGAAGAAUUUUGAAGGUCUACUCUCAACUCAAGUUGUCUCUGAUGAGGGUUCAAACGUACAAGCUUUUGCUGAUUCAACUCUUGAUGCUUCUUUGACUUGGAAGGACAUUGGAUGGUUGAGAUCAAUUACAAGAUUGCCGAUUCUGAUCAACGGAGUUCUUACACACGAAGAUGCAAUUAAGGCAGUGGAAGCAGGUGCUGCUGGGAUAAUUGUCUCAAAUCAUGGAGCUCGACAGCUAGAUUAUAGUCCAGCCACGAUAUCAGUUCUGGAAGAGGUUGUUCAUGCAGUCAAAGGGAAAGUCCCUGUUUUUGUUGAUGGAGGAGUGCGGCGAGGAACAGAUGUUUUCAAGGCAUUGGCCCUUGGGGCACAAGCAGUACUGAUAGGAAGGCCUGUAGUAUAUGGGUUGGCGGCAAAAGGGGAAAGUGGAGUUAGAAGGGUCACUGAGAUGCUGAAGGAUGAGCUCGAGCUUACGAUGGCACUGUCCGGAUGUCCCACCAUAAAGGAUAUCACCAGGGGCCAUGUCUUAACAGACCGCGAGAGACUUCAUUCCUCUCUCUGAAUUCACGCUGCAGCAUCCAUGAAAAUGAGAUUCGCAUAGUCAAAUGGACGAUACCAUUGUUGUUUUAUCAC
This is a messenger RNA of Syzygium oleosum, 1617 nucleotides long. RefSeq names its product peroxisomal (S)-2-hydroxyacid oxidase GLO4-like. The coding region runs from base 341 to 1546 and encodes 401 amino acids. The record is from RefSeq and is a predicted model, not a curated record. Lineage: Eukaryota; Viridiplantae; Streptophyta; Magnoliopsida; Myrtales; Myrtaceae. Gene Ontology annotation, molecular function: oxidoreductase activity; FMN binding. The transcript has 12 exons.